AUGUCAUACUCAACAGACGAUCAAACCGAGGCCACAGAAACGACUGGGUUGCCCUUGGAGGACAGAUUGGAGGAAGCCAUGACACUGCUGGACAUUGGGCUUCAGAAGCUGAUCGGAGUCAAGAAAAGCAUACCGGGGGUGAAGGUCACAAAAUCCAACAAUGAUUUGCCUUCAUUGAUUGGCAUUGCCCCAGCCUCACCCAGUCUUCGGAGAAAGGUUGAGGGGUUGAUGCCAGGCGAUAUUGACCCAGAGAUAUGGGAUGUCGAUGACGAAAUCGAGGACGAAAUCCGCAAACGCCUUUGGCUUCGAUGCCAGACGGGUAUUCGGUCGGAUCCGAUCCAAAGAAUCAGCACAUCUCAGACAAACGCAGAUGACAAUAGGCAGGAGGAAGCUCCCCAGAGACUCCUUGGUGGACCAAAGUCUGCGGAGGAGAGAUGUGGUCCUCCUGAAUGCGGAGAGGCCAUCAUCAACCCUCUCCAUUACGCUUCCACAGCGAACCGACUCGCACACUAUUGCGGCAUUCCAGAAGGCAUUUACGACGACGAUAACGACUAUGAUGAGGGAUACGAUGCUGAUGACAGCCCCUCAGAGACCGAUUCAUUUUCACCUUACUCUUCCUCCGACAUUGGAGCCCUUCAUUCAGACGACUGGCAAGGCAGUUCCGAAGCUGAGUACUUCUACACAGAUGGACAAGGGAAUGUGGUCACCCUCCAGCAGGAUAGUGAUUCUACAGAACCAGAGGCCGUAGGAUGGGAUCGCAGCUCGAGUAUUGACACCAUGGACUUUGAAUAA
Podospora anserina S mat+ is the source of this 792-nucleotide messenger RNA. RefSeq lists its product as uncharacterized. The record is from RefSeq and is a predicted model, not a curated record. Lineage: Eukaryota; Fungi; Ascomycota; Sordariomycetes; Sordariales; Podosporaceae. The transcript has 2 exons. Bases 1 to 792 code for a protein of 263 amino acids.